AAUUAAUAUUUAUGCAUUGCAUGUUCCAUCCAGAAGAAAAGCUAUUAGUCCAAUUACUUAAAAAUACAUCCCAUCAUCUUUUAUCUUGUUGAAUUUGUUGCCAGAUACUUCUACCUCUAGAAAUGGCAGUGAAUGUUUUUUCAACUAGCUCUACUGCAGAUAACCUGAGCAGACAUGACCUGUUGUCAUGGAUAAACAGCAGCCUUGCUGCUAGUUUCAGCAAAGUUGAAGAGCUCUGUUCAGGGUCUGCAUAUUGCCAGUUUAUGGAUAUGAUGUUCCCUGGUUCCAUUCAACUGAAGAAAGUGAAGUUCAACACAAACUUGGAGCAUGAAUACAUCAACAACUACAAACUCUUGCAAGCAGCAUUCAAGAAAAUGAAUGUUGACAAGAUUGUUCCCGUUGACAAGUUAAUAAAAGGAAAAUUCCAGGACAAUUUUGAAUUUUUGCAGUGGUUCAAGAAAUUUUUUGAUGCAAAUUACGACGGAUCCGACUAUGAUGCCUUGGACAUGCGAGGAGGAGAGCCUCUAGGCUUGGGACGUGGAGGUGGGGGUGGCAUGGCCUCUGCCAUGCCCAGACGCACCGUGGCACCUGUCAAGCCUGCUGCCCGACCUGCUGCAGGACGCGCGCCCACCGCGUCUCGCAUCGGCGUGAGCAACAAAACGAGCGUUAGUUCUCCCCGCAACAACGCAGCCACCAACCAGCAAGUUGAGGAGCUCACCAACCAGAUGAUGGAUAUGAGAAUAACGGUUCAAGGUCUUGAGAAAGAAAGAGAUUUCUAUUUCGGCAAGUUGCGGGAAAUAGAAAUGCUCUGCCAAGAACAGGAGGACGGAGCUGUGGCACCCGUGCAAAAAAUACUCGACAUUCUUUACGCGACGGAGGAUGGCUUCGCCGCACCAGACGAAGACAUUCCCCCUCCCGCUGAAGACGAAGAGUACUGAUUAGGUGACUACGCUGACGCCUGACCUCCACUUUGCCCCGUACUUUUAUUUAACACCACCAUACCUGCAAUAGCAAUUCUUUCUACUCUAACGUGCUUACGUGGUGGGCAGACAAACUUGCUAAGUAAUAGCCACUCCCUCCCUCUAAGUAUACGUAGUUCCCUUUUAAAACCUUCUUCAAGGUAACUAGUUGUACAUCCCUCGUGAUUAUAUCGCUCUCCGUUUAUACGUAUUUACUCGUGAAAAUCGCUCCUGGCAAGAAAACCGAGUUUUCUAUGUAUUAGUCACUCCUUAUAGCCCCACAUUUUUCACUCCUCUCUAUUCUAUCCGUAAGAUUCCUUGCUUGUAACUGUUCAGGAUACAAAUGACACUUGAGCUCAUAUCUGCUGGGACUGCGGUGUCUCUUUUGCAUGUUGAUGCUGAGUCUGACAUUAACAGAACUCCCUAACAAAUGGGAGGACUUUGUACGAUAAUAUUAGAAUUUUUGGUUGUGCGUUUACAGGGAUAUCAGGCCCAUUCUUAUUCGUGAUCAUAAUCUGCCACGUGACCAUAAUCUGUGAUUCGUGAUCAUAAUCUGACUUUUUCUGGGUUCAAUUUGUCUUUUUGCUUUUCAUUUGGCUGGCUAAAAAUUCUCCAACUAAUAAUCAUUAUCGGAUGUCUGUAGUAUAUGCUAGAAUUGCUUUACUUAAGGAUACGCUUCCAUACUUCAAUGGGCUACAUUACAAUUCUUUCCACUUCUGUGUCCGGAGGUAAGAAUUGCCAGUGUGAUUUGAUCGCUAAAUCACGACACACUUAAAUGCCGUGCAUUGAUUAGCAAAUCAUGAAAUAUUUCAGUAACAAGCAAAUCAAAAUUAUUCCCGAUUAUAUUCAUAACGCACUAGUUAGUUGGUGUGAUGUUGUGAGGACCUUUUCUAAAAUAUAUUCAAAUGGCCUUGUUUUUCCUCUGAACGAUGUGGGUUAUCCCCAUUAUCUUAAUUAUAGUGUCUCUUCUUUCAUAUUCCUUACCUAUUCAAGCUAUAUAUAUUUAAAUGAAACAAUUUUCGGUCGUGAUAUCGCUGUCACCUGAAAAUCCCCUUAUUCCAUUGUUACCUCUUCUACAAACUUGAAUGUCUUUGCGAACCAAGAGUUGCUCAAAUUUAUCGGAUAUCAAUGAAAGAUCUACUUGCACUUGAUAAUCACUCGUUCGUUUUUUCUCCCAUAGCUUCACAGGAAACUUUGUGACCUAGCGGCGAAAAAGUACAUUACUUUGAUUGAGUUAAAGAUACUCUAGCAAUUAGAGGUGGCUCAUCCCGCAAUAUUUUUUCCAUGUAAACAUUUUAUAUUGCACUUUGUCGAUUUCGAGAACAGGUCUUGAGCAAGUAGCAUUUAUCUAGGCUCUAUGUACACUGCAAGCUGUUGUUAUUGUUUCAGUUGGUCUAUUGGUGUUGUAGUCGCUAACUGGAAUAUUCAUGUUGAGGUGAUGACGUAGCGUAGAGUUACAGUCGACGUCUUUUGUUCCAGUGGAUAACACUGCAAUAUAUCACGCCUUUUACGAUAAUAAUUAUCCGUAACUCUCAUAGAUAUCUCAGUACUUAUCCUUCUGAUGAUAUCUAUCCUCGUGUCAUCCAUGUUUUCUUGUAGAUGCAUUUGUUCCGUGAAAAUGAUGAGGGUCGUAUUCCUGAAGACAUAUGUAUUGAUUAUGAUAUGAGUAAAAGGACUGCCAGCACUCGGCAAAUUCGAGAUUAUUUCCUAGAACAUAACAAGAGACAGUGUUAUCUCGGUACGCCUGGCAGGUCAGACGAUUGAAGCCUCGACAACAUUUUUUCUGUUGUCGUCGUCCCUAUGAAUCUUCAAUUGCUUUUAAAUAAGUAAAACUCCAGGAAUAAGUCCGAUACUUCUUUUAAUGGACGGUACCUCGUCAGUCGCUGUUAUGGUACCGGACGCGCUCUUUGAAUUCCUUCUAUUACAGCGAAAAGAUUACCUAGUUGACAAUGUGUACUGUCUUGCUUUUUGUUUACGCUGUUCAAUGUAUGGGUAAUGAUGUGUAAAUUCAUGCAUGCGUAGGUAUUUCAGUGAGUGCUCAUAUUCACGAGGCUGUCACGCGGCUGAUGAACACGUAAUUGGCUGUGUCAUUAAGAUGAGUUUCUUGGGUAAUGUUAGCGCUUUCUUCCUAAGCGACUCGUCCGCACCAAUGCAAGAGGACGCUGUCACAAUUUUGUUAUCAGAACUUGUUUGUGGUGAGCUUUCUGGUGCCGACACCCAUAGGGCGCCGCAAAUAAAUUGAUGCGCCUUUUCUUCCGUCGUAGAGUCCUUAUCUUAGUAGUUUUUAUUAUUUAUAUUUGUAUCGAACUUGACUUCAGCUCUUGAUUAUGUGACCUUCGGCUUGGGAUCAUGUUUAUUAUUUUCUUACUAUUUUUUCAAUGCCUAUGUAGCUGUUUGUUGGUCAAGGAAGCCUUUGCUUGCAAAUGCCUUCGAUUAUUUAGCGCCGUGAUUGCCUCUCGCAGACAUCAUGAUUUCGGCGCAGCGUUGAGAUGGCGGAUAGUGUUCUGGUCACAAGUAACUAACAUGGUUUCAAAUGUCCUCUGCGUUCUGUGUUACCACUUCAGACCCAAAUAAAAUUUAGACGAUAUAAUUAUUUAAUUUUAGAGCACUAUUAAUUUUUCUGUGUCGGGGUUCAGCAAAUACCGCUGCUUCUUUUUUUAAUUGGCAAUUCUUGAAUUUUUUUGUACUAAUCCUAUUCAUAUACGGCUAUGUUCGCCUAACCUUUUCUCUCGACAUUCCUGUUAAUUGAGGCGCUUUUGGCCACGUCGUCGCUUUCGGUCUCUAACAUCCGCGCUGUCGUGGAAAAUUUUACUGAAAACGUGUAAUAAAAGCUAACACUUGA
Hyalella azteca is the source of this 3801-nucleotide messenger RNA. It is a transcript of the gene Eb1, whose product is annotated as microtubule-associated protein RP/EB family member 1-like. The record is from RefSeq and is a predicted model, not a curated record. Gene Ontology annotation, biological process: spindle assembly; regulation of microtubule polymerization or depolymerization; protein localization to microtubule plus-end. The transcript has 7 exons. Lineage: Eukaryota; Metazoa; Arthropoda; Malacostraca; Amphipoda; Hyalellidae. The coding region runs from base 123 to 938 and encodes 271 amino acids. Gene Ontology annotation, molecular function: microtubule plus-end binding. Gene Ontology annotation, cellular component: cytoplasmic microtubule; microtubule organizing center; microtubule plus-end.